Punctularia strigosozonata HHB-11173 SS5 is the source of this 2454-nucleotide messenger RNA. RefSeq lists its product as uncharacterized. Lineage: Eukaryota; Fungi; Basidiomycota; Agaricomycetes; Corticiales; Punctulariaceae. The transcript has 9 exons. Gene Ontology annotation, molecular function: phosphatidylserine decarboxylase activity; calcium ion binding. Gene Ontology annotation, biological process: phospholipid biosynthetic process. The record is from RefSeq and is a predicted model, not a curated record. Bases 1 to 2454 code for a protein of 817 amino acids.
AUGCGUGGUUUCACCAAUCGGUCCCUGAAGAGCGUGGAUGUGGUUGCAGCCAGCGGCAGAGUCGUAGGGCGGCGGAAGGGCAAGCGCACGAGGGCGAAGGGCACCUACAAUUUCGAGGCGGCCAACGAUAUAGUGGGCAUUGUCACGCUCGAUAUACAGGGCGCGACCGAUCUACCUCGCCUUAAGAACAUAACGCGGACUGGAUGGGACAUGGACCCUUUCGUGGUCAUAUCAUUCGGCAAGAAGGUGUUCCGCACUCGCGUAAUCCGACACUCUCUAAAUCCUGUCUGGGACGAGAAACUUUUGUUCCACGUUCGCCGUUACGAAACGAACUUCAACGUGCAACUCACGGUAUUGGACUGGGAUAAGCUCACCUCCAACGACUACGUGGGCGAAGUCCAAUUCAACGUCUCCGAGCUACUCGGAGAUACUCCCAAAAAGGACGAGCUGACUGGGCUUUACGAUGCGGAGGAGCUCGAGAAGAGUCGUGUGGCGCGGGGAAAGGAAUUCAACUUGCGAUUGAAGACCGAGAAGGAAGCCGUUUGGGAAGCCAAGCAUAACCCCACUUUAUCCUUCCGGGCCAAGUAUCAGGCAUAUGAUGCACUGAGGCAGCAGUUCUGGCGCAAAUACCUCAAACAAUAUGAUGCCGACGACACCGAUACAAUAUCCCGACUGGAAUUGACGUCCAUGCUGGAUUCGCUUGGCUCAACGCUGUCGGCCUCCACCGUGGACUCGUUCUUUGCCUCGCAUGGGAAAUCGCCCGCCAGGGACGAGCUCACCAUUACCGAGGCUGUGCAAUGUCUCGAGGACGAGUUGCGUCGCCCCGAGGAAGAGCGCGAAAGGGUAGACUCGGCAGAUUACCGCCCUCCUGACACUGGAUUUGUCACGCCGACGAUACCAGGAGCGGUUGAUGGCCUUGGGCUCAGUCUGGCUCUUGAUAAGAUGAGCUUCGCUGGUCCUCCUGGAAACCUCGGUGAAGACGGGAUUGGGCCAUCCGUCGACCCCAGCGCUCAGUCCCCAGUCCUGGUUCAAACAUUCCCAACGGAACCUAGUGAGAUGGUACUGGGUGACCCCGCGCUGAACGGGCGUCGCGAAAAUAUCAAGGAUCGGAGGAGGGCUAGUGCGGAUCUUAGUGUUUUAUCGCCUCCUUCCAGGAGAUUGUUACGCCAGGAAGGGUAUUCGUCAGGAUCGGAGGCUGACUACGACCCCUCUCCUUCAACGACACCCGGCACAUCGAUAUCGCAUCCUCUUCAGCAGGGCCCCCCCUCCCCGAUCUUCGAACGAGUCAUCAACGUCAAGAACUGCCCGUUAUGCCAUCGCCCGCGCUUGAGCAAGAAAGCGGAGGUGGAUAUCAUCACACACCUUGCGAUAUGCGCCAGCCAAGACUGGGAUCGCGUGGACCGAAUCAUGGUCGGCAACUUCGUGACCCCGAGUCAAGCCCAGAGAAAAUGGUAUACGAAACUAGUCGGCAAGGUCUCCAGAGGAGCUUACCAGUUGGGAGCGAACUCAGCGAACAUCAUCGUGCAAAAUCGUCUUACUGGCCAGUUGGAGGAAGAAAAAAUGCAAGUUUACGUUCGUCUUGGCAUACGGCUACUCUAUAAGGGUGCCAAGAGUACCAUGGAAGGAGCCAGAGCUCGCAGGCUCCUGAAGUCAAUGACGAUCAAGCAAGGCAUCAAGUUUGACUCGCCGGAGUCGGCUCGAGACAUAAUCCCGUUCAUCCGAUUCCACCGACUCAACACGGAAGAAUUUCUGGAUCCCGUCGAAUCAUAUCGGACAUUCAACCAGUUCUUCUAUCGUCGGCUGAAGCCAGGUUCGCGACCCGUCGAGAGCCCGAACGAUCCUACACGCUUGGUCAGCUGCGCCGAUUGUCGUUUGAUGACAUUCGAGACCGUGUCGGAGGCCACUCGGUUAUGGAUCAAGGGGCGGGAAUUUACCGUAGGGCGGCUCUUCGGUCCUGGAUAUCGCAACUUGGCCGAGAGAUACGCUGGAGGUGCCCUCGCCAUCUUCCGCCUUGCCCCUCAAGAUUAUCACCGCUUCCACUCUCCCGUCGACGGUGUUAUCGGAGCCAUGAGCUAUAUUGCCGGAGAGUAUCAUACUGUCAAUCCUCAGGCAAUCCGAACAGGGCUGGACGUUUAUGGCGAGAAUGCGCGCAAGGUAGUGCCCAUCGACAGCCCUCAGUUUGGUAAGGUGAUGGCGGUAUGCGUCGGGGCAACGAUGGUCGGUAGUAUCAUCACCACCGUGCAAGAAGGACAGCAGGUGAAAAGAGGAGAUGAGUUUGGGUAUUUUGCCUUCGGCGGAUCGACGAUCGUCAUCGUCUUCGAGAAGGGAGUCGUCGAUUGGGACGAGGAUCUCUUAGUAAACGGCCGUGCGUCGUUGGAGACUCUGGUCCGAGUUGGCAUGGGUAUCGGGCGUUGCCGUCGCCCCAACACAAGGACGCAGUCGUCGACAAGUUGA